AUGGCGACUGUUCAAUCUCUGGGGCUGCAUCAGCCGGCAGGGCUCCGGCAUGCUAUUGACGAGCAGCUGCUGCCUCCUGAUCCGCCUGCCUCAUCGUAUGCUUGGGAGAUCUUCACCGACGACAGGGAUGGAAGCCAGGUGGAAGAUGAGCUGCUCACCACCGACAAAUGUGUGGUCUGGUGCCGUGGGGGGAUUUUCCGCAAAACAUUCAAAUUCGAUCUUGAAAAGGAGUCCAUCACGCAAGCCCUUCUCACAUAUUUUCCAGCCUCGGAAGAUGAAGGCAGUAGCCGCAAGGCCCCUGGUCCCGUAGGCCAGCGUUCUGCGUCCCUUGAAAAGGGCUUGGUGGUCUUUCUCAAAACACAGGCCCAUAUCUACAUGUUAUCCGGGACAAGUCACGUAGUCCACAUGCCGUUCGAAGUUGAAUCAGCCUGUGCCGCUCCUGUUGGAGUUCUCAUCCAGACGAAGCAAAAGGCCGAAAACUUGGCGCCGAUUGCUUUAAAGUUUCCUCGAGUUCCUCCCAACUCUUUCGUGUCCUCUCAGUUGACUGCAUUCAGCGGCUCUCAGCAAACUGCCUUCUCUGUGGAGGGCCUUGGAAAGCCCAAGUUGCUACCAGUUGGACUGAAUAUGACGCUGGAAAACAUGUGGGAUGCGCCAUUGGAACAGCCUGAAUCUCACUGGCCUCGGCUUGUGGCCCUCACCGAUCCGUUGUUAGACAUUGGGCUUGUGGUGACAGAUGCCGAGAAAUCAACGUCAACCAGAAGAAAUAGAAAUAAAGCUUCAAAGAUGCAUGGCUUCCUCGAUCCCGCUGAAGAGAUACUCUACAUUGAGAAAGUCGUUAUCCCUGGUACUUCCUCUGAACAUCCCCACGAGCCUCUGAUACUUGGCGUCACCAUCAACCGCGAGGCCAAUGCCUACACCAUCUGGAGAUUAUCUUAUUUGGAGCAUGAAGAUCACUUCAUCAAGCGCCAUUCAAGUCCAAGUACAAAGGCGUCUCGACGUCGAAGCUCCAUGCAGCCAGGAUUCGCGAGCGGCACAUCAACCCCCGUGCAGGCAACUCAUCGUGAGAGCUUUGGAGCACCGCUUCCAGGGAAGCGAUCACGCAAAAGCGAAAAGGUCGAAAAGCCACUAGAUUUGGUAUCGUCAUUAGAAAAACAAGACAUGGAAAGCACUGGGGUUGGGCGGAGGAGCUCACGUAGGCUGAGUUCAAUGUUAGCUCGUGCAGAUCUCUCAGCCUCCUAUGACAGAGCUGUUUUCCCAGAUCAGUCAUCGAUCCUGAGUGGCGUGUCCUCCAAAAGACAUGAUUCUCUUGGUAACCACGGCCGCUCAAGUACUUCUUAUAUUCACCAGGUUCGUCACAGCCUUGGUAGUCUGCUGGAAGCUCCGUUAGACGGCGGUUUAGAUGAUCGCGUUCACAACAUACGCCUCGAUGAUCGUGAAUUCGAUGGGCUGCAACAUGAGAUGCUCUUCAGCAAAAUCCACGUCAUCCCGUUACAUAGUUCAAACGUUCACUAUUCAGAAUCUGGCGGCAUUUCUCGGAGCCAAGCUAAAGUGUUCGUUCUUGCAGCGCCUCCUUUUGCUACAAAUGACUAUCAGAUGGGCCAGCUGCUUAUAGGUAUCCAAGAAGUUGUGGAGAAACGCCUCCAAUUGGUUACCUUUUCUCUCAAGUUGCAGCAAAGGCCUGAUGUUGCGGCAACUGGGGGAAAGGAGCCAUCCUCCACGAUUACAGUCUCAGUUUUGCCAGGUGAACUGCGGAGGGCGCAAAACGUGGUUGAUUCGUGCAAGAUAAUUGAUGGAGACCAGUCUGCCAUCCUAGUUCUGUCGGAAUCCAUGGACGGUCGACAUGAGCUGAGCACUCAGGCACCUUGGAGUGAGAUGACCAAACUCUCACUUUCUCUCCUUUUUGUUGAUGACACAAAGAGUCUGCAGUUCCGCGGAAGGGCAGUAGACAGAGACGUCAGGCAACGAAAGAGCGAAAUCAUAGAUCUCACUAAUGGCAGUAUUGUCGGAGUCUGCCACUCCAGGCAUCGCGGAGUAGUUGACGUAGUUGACACCCAAGGACGUCUACACCAGCUUAAAAUUCAGCUUCGGCCGUCUUGUGCUCCGGUAUCUGCUAUUCUCAACGUCUGCAGAAGCGUCUUACCCGACUCAAUAGGGGAGCGUAUCCACACAGGGUGGCUUCACGCCAUGCAGUGGCUCUAUAUCCAAGGCAAAGCUGAUGCCAAUGUGGAAUGGUCUGCGUUGACCAUCCUACUCCUCGCAUUAUUCUUAAGCCUCGAUCGGUCAGAACAUCGAAAUCCUCCAUCAGAGAGACUUUCGGUUCGGAAGCGGAGGCUUCCUUCUGGCUCAUAUGCGUCCCUCCGGGAUUCUGAUGAUUGGAAAUCUCUUGAAAUGGGCGAAACUGCAAAUUCUCUUGGAUGUCCGGCAUGGAUGAUUAAUCGCGGAUGGCAAUGGGUCAUUGAUGACGAUGCAGACGAUACGGCAUCUCAAAGCGGUAACCAGGGUCUCGGCACAAAAUUCGUUUCUAGACAUGUUGUUCUGGCCAAAGAAUAUAUGGGCUCGUCAUUUGGGAUCAAUGCUUUAGGGCCCUCCGGAUUUCUCCCAACUUCUCUAGGCAGAAACUCCGAAUACCGACGAAAAGCUGCCGCGGAUAUUUUCAUGGCUCUUCACCUUCUGUUAGAAGAACAGAAGCUCGACAUCAUGUCUGCAGAAUACCUACCAUCUGGCCGAGCUGACCUCCGAGUGAUCUUAUGCCAGAUUGCUAGGUGGUUAAAGUGGCAUAACUUUUCGUCAUUUUAUGAACUGGGUAUACAAGAAGAUCUCGACCCACGUCAUGACCAAGAACUUCGCCUAAAGUCACCAGUCCCUGAACCGCCAGCCAGGCCAGAUAUACUGGAAUGGAUUCAAUCUUGUUUUGUAGGGCUUCACGACCAGCACUAUACCAUUCCAGCAGAUUUAUUCUAUGCGGCUGCACAGUUACCCGAACCCGACAAAAUGCUUGAUAGCCGCUGGAACUCUAUUCUCCCCCGAACACUUAUGUUCAAGCGCUUCUUCAGACAUGUAAAAUCAAACAGCACAGCAGUACAAAUGGUGGAAGCUAUGAAAGCCUGCGGCUUAACCAAUCAUGUCCUCGAAACUCUCCCAGAGGCUAUUUUGAUACCUCUUCAGGAUGCCAUAGCGCUUUGUCAACCCCACCCUCCUUCUUCCUGGUCGGAUGAGAUGCUGGAGCUGGUGAAGCGGACUGAUAUCAGUCUGAUUCUAUCCUCCAACAAGCGCUCACGUCCGGCCAUGUCAAACAUCUUAACACCUACCCAUACUGCAAGCUGGGAAUUCAAGUUGCUCUGUGAAAGUGUUGAGCAAACAAAUAGCCAGGGCUAUGACGAAGGUGAAGGAACCGAGCGACAAUCUGUGAUUCGGGCGUUGUUUAAGGAUGACCGCCGUCUUCAAGAAGCUCGAGAUUUGUUAGCAACUCACAAACCCAGAGUUGUGAGUUUGCCGCAAGAUCCAGGUUUACCCGAAAGCGAAUAUUUAGAGAAGCAAAAAGAGCUCGUUUCCAGGAUUGCCACGGGAACUUUAGCAAUUCCAGCAGGAAGGGGGCUUCUCUUCUACAGCCUUCGCUUCCCUCUCAUCACCCAGAAGUUCCACAUCGGUGGAUUCAAUCUGAACUGCGUUGUAAAGCCCAACAAUGUCACUGUAGGUGUGGACAAGACCUUGUUCACGGAGGAGAAAGUUUGCUGGGGAUUUUUCCAUCAGGGCGUCGCGGCUGGAUUGGCAAUUUCCCCACAAGCAAAGGGCAUUGAUACUUCGUGGAUCCUAUACAACAAACCGGGACAAGAUCUUAGCAACCGACAUGCUGGAUUUCUGCUAGCCCUUGGGUUGAAUGGACAUCUCAAAGGCGUUGCAAAAUGGGUGGCUUUCAAGUACCUUACUCCAAAACAUACGAUGACUUCUAUCGGCCUGCUACUCGGCCUCGCCGCGUCGUAUAUGGGCACCAUGGACUCUCUCAUUACCCGCCUCCUCUCUGUACACGCCACACGCAUGCUUCCGCGAGGUGCAGCGGAACUCAACCUUUCACCCCUCACUCAAACGUCUGGUAUAAUGGGAAUUGGCCUGUUGUAUUGUGGUAGCCAGCACCGACGAAUGAGCGAGAUAAUGCUCUCAGAAAUCGAGCAUGUUGAUGAUGAAGAUGAAGAAGAGCCCCUAAGGAGUGAAUGUUACCGUCUUGCAGCCGGUUUUGCACUUGGAUUCAUCAACCUUGGCAAAGGAAAUGAUCUCAAGGGCUUACACGACAUGCGACUCACAGAGAAACUUAUCACGCAUGCCACCGCAACGAAGAAUGUUGAGAUCGUACAUGUUCUGGAUCGGGCCUCGGCCGGCGCAGUCAUGGCCAUUGCACUUAUCUUCAUGAAAUCGGAGGAUCAAAUCGUGGCACGAAAGAUUGAUAUUCCCGACUCAGUACUUCAGUUCGAUUACGUUCGCCCCGACAUUCUUCUUCUACGGACCAUGACAAGAAAUCUCAUUCUUUGGUCUCAAAUCGAACCCACGUUUAGCUGGAUUCAGAGAAGCCUUCCUGUUCCCUACCGCUCACGACACAAACUACACAACACGACCAAGCUGAGAUCAUCCGACUUGCCCUUUUUCAGCAUUUUGACAGGCCUCUGCUUUGCUAUUGCCCUACGCUUCUCCGGAAGUGCCUCGCCCAAGGUGCGAGAUUUGCUAUUACAUUAUCUGGACCAGUUUAUGCGUAUCACCGGGCUGCCGGCGACCCCCAGAAUGCAUCCUGAUGCCGCUCCGCUCUACGAUGAAGAGCUGGCUAGAACGAAUGCCCGAAUGUGCCAGGAUAUUCUCGCAGUUUCUUGCUCCAUUGUCAUGGCUGGCACAGGAGACAUCCCUGUCCUCCGUCGACUUCGAGCUCUGCACGGAAGGGAUGAUCCCGAUACACCUUAUGGCUCACAUCUCGCAGCCCAUCUUGCCAUCGGAGCGCUAUUCCUUGGCUGCGGCACUGCUACUUUUGGGUCUAGUAACAAAGCAAUUGCAGCAUUACUGGUGGCCUUUUAUCCGAUUUUCCCGGUAAACGUUAUGGACAACCGAUCGCAUCUUCAGGCCUUUAGACACUUUUGGGUCCUGGCAGCUGAGCAACGCUGUCUUGUCGCCAAAGAUGCGCUGACGGGACAACCAGUCUCUGUACCUGUACAUAUCAAGAUGCGAGGCAGCUCAUCUAUUGAGUCGGUAUUGUACAGAACAACACCGUGUCUGCUACCUCCCCUCGACCAGAUAUCUAGCGUAACCACUGCCGGCGGUCCACAAUACUGGGAUGUCGAGCUUGACUUCUCAAAUGAGGACCUCAGAAAGACGUUUGCACAAACACAGAGCCUUUAUCUCCGUAGGAGACCACCGCGCGAGGGCACAUUCACAUCAACGCUGAGAGCUCUUGGUGAGCAAGAGAAGGGCGAAAAUCCCCUAGAGUGGAUCCUCAACCUAGACGCUUUGCAAGAUCUCAGCUAUGCAGAGAAAGCAGCCUUGUUAGAUACCGGUGAUGAACAGCAAGGCGGUAUGGGAAGCGCUGUGGAUGCAAGGCUCGAGAUGGAGCGAGGCGUUAGGGAAGGCGGCGACAGAGAGCGCCUUGAGGGUGCAAGAUUGCUCUUCGAAUGGGGCGACGCUCGCGAUAAUCUUCGUCAAUCCUCGUUGACGGCCAUGACGGAUAGCCAGAGCACCAUUAAGCCGGCAAAUCUUCAGGACGAAUCGAAAGAGGAUGCUCCCACGCAGAAUGAAGAGACGGAAGAUGAAGCGGAGGGCGUUUGGUGGAUGAGAGAUAGUGCUAUUGAGGCUUUGAAGGGUAAAGUGUGGAUGGCGGCGCGGCAACAUGAGCAGUAG
Messenger RNA from Trichoderma virens Gv29-8, 5871 nucleotides. RefSeq lists its product as uncharacterized. The record is from RefSeq and is a predicted model, not a curated record. The transcript has 3 exons. Gene Ontology annotation, molecular function: molecular adaptor activity. Gene Ontology annotation, cellular component: anaphase-promoting complex. Lineage: Eukaryota; Fungi; Ascomycota; Sordariomycetes; Hypocreales; Hypocreaceae. The coding region runs from base 1 to 5871 and encodes 1956 amino acids. Gene Ontology annotation, biological process: metaphase/anaphase transition of mitotic cell cycle; protein K11-linked ubiquitination; anaphase-promoting complex-dependent catabolic process.